Molecule: messenger RNA, 542 nt
Organism: Drosophila novamexicana
Lineage: Eukaryota; Metazoa; Arthropoda; Insecta; Diptera; Drosophilidae
Product: LYR motif-containing protein 2
Exons: 2
Coding region: 249-530 (93 amino acids)
Cellular component (GO): mitochondrion
Source: RefSeq, a predicted model, not a curated record
UUUUCAUUUUUCAUAUAUUUAUACAUUAAUAAUUAUUUUAUUUUUGCUUUCUGCGGCAAAUGUCAUGCUGAAUAAGUCGAAAGAGCGCAUGCUCUUAACCCAAAAGAGAGUCAGCUGUGAGCAAAACAAAAAACAGCUGUUUGCAAUCAGCUGUUUAAAGUACACGCGAAUAACUGAACGCACAUCAAAUAAAUAUACGAUUCAAAUAUUAAACAAUUUGCAUAGUGAAUCUAGUGAAAUAUGUCAUAAUGUCCAAAUUACCCAAAGUAGCGCUCAGCUUAAAGCAGUUCAUGCUGCGCCAGGAGGUGCUGAAGCUGUACAGGGAAAUUUGGCGCACCACACGCCUGGUGCCGGACCAGCACAGCCGGCGCGAGCUGCGAGAAUGGGCGCGUCACGACUUCCAGGCGAAUCGCAACCAGGACGACGAGGUGGCCAUCAAGAUGCUGCUGCAGAGCGGCAGACGCAGCCUAACGGAGCUGCAGACUAGCCUGGAAUUAAGCGGAACGAGCGCCAAGAGCGGCGGCAAGUGAGGAAAAUGCCUA